Molecule: messenger RNA, 1038 nt
Organism: Gloeophyllum trabeum ATCC 11539
Lineage: Eukaryota; Fungi; Basidiomycota; Agaricomycetes; Gloeophyllales; Gloeophyllaceae
Product: mannose 6-phosphate receptor domain-containing protein
Exons: 6
Coding region: 1-927 (308 amino acids)
Biological process (GO): vacuolar transport
Source: RefSeq, a predicted model, not a curated record
AUGGCACGUUCACCGCUAUUGAACCUGUUUCUGCUGGCGGUCUUAUGUCUUCCGUACACCGUACGCGGGGACGAGAAGCCUUGCACUUACCACGACGGAGGCAGGUACUAUGACCUCAGUCGGCUCUCAUCAAGUAAGGACUACGUGUAUAAAGCUCCAGAUGGCUCUGAAUACUACAUGAACGUCUGUCGGAGCGUUACUACCGAGACCUGGGCUAUCGAGGAUGAACAGAACGUUGCGGUCUUCAGGAGAACCAAGGAAGAGCGAGGCGAUCUUUCGCUAGGAUCAGUGAACACUACCCUAGCCGUUCACGACGGCCAUCCACUUUUAUACUUGACUAACGGAUCGCCAUGCCCAAGUAUACCCCAAUUACGUGCCGCCUCUGUUAUAAGAUUCAUAUGUGAUACAUUCGUCUUUGAAGCUGGACAGCCGCAACUUAUCGCUGAACUUCCUGGCUGUUCAUUCUUUUUCGAAUGGCGCAGUCAUUAUGCCUGCCAAACGAACGAGCCCAACGGCUCCGGCGGCGUCGUAGUAAUCCUCGGGACGAUAGCGUUGAUUCUUAUGAUGGGAUACCUCGUGGCCGGGACGUUGUAUCGCCGCUUCGUUCUCAAUCUCCGCGGUUUCGAUCAGGUCCCCCGCAUAUCGUUCUUUUCCCUCACGGAUACUUUGGAACUCUGCAGCAAGGUUACGGACCUAGUCCUGCCUCGACCAGCACCCUACUCCGGUCCGAACUCUUUCAACCACCAGCACAGCGCGUGGAACGCCGGACCGAGGAACGGAGGUAGACCUUCGGCGGGAUACGAACGGCUGGCAGCCUCUGAUGAAGAGCGGCAAGGGAUGCUACACGGAGAUGAAGAUGAUGACACUCAAACUGAUGCAGAUGUGAGGGCGGACCAUGCGCCGAAGCAACCGACAGAGCGUGCGUAGGACAUGAAACGUGUAUCCCGUUAAGCUUAUUGUCUAGCUUUGUGUUCCGUGAUAAUGAACGUGUGCUGUGGAGGAAGAUUUCGUGCUUCAUACAUCAAUACUCGGGCAUCG